Molecule: messenger RNA, 753 nt
Organism: Bathycoccus prasinos
Lineage: Eukaryota; Viridiplantae; Chlorophyta; Mamiellophyceae; Mamiellales; Bathycoccaceae
Product: peptidyl-prolyl cis-trans isomerase, FKBP-type
Exons: 1
Coding region: 1-753 (250 amino acids)
Molecular function (GO): peptidyl-prolyl cis-trans isomerase activity
Source: RefSeq, a predicted model, not a curated record
AUGAAUCGAGCGCUGCUGCUUACCACGAUCCCUCGUUCGUCGUCGUGUUGUUCUCCGUCGUCGUCUGAAUCGUCGUCUUCUCAUCGUCGUCGUUUUUCUUCCGCAAAAGGCGUCAGACGAGGACACCAUCAACUACACGCUUCCAACUCCGAUGACGACGACAAACAGGAAAACGACGCCGGACCGGACGCGUUCUCUGGAUCUAUUUUACAAGACGUCCGCAAAGGCCAGGAAGGGUUUACCACGGAAAUGAGAAUUAACAAAGGGAAGAAGAAGACAGAUGAUGAUUCGAGCAGCGAUGCGUUUCCGAAACUCGGAGAUAUCGUGGAAAUCACGUUCAGUUUACGAACGAGCGAAGGGCAAAUUUUACAAGACGAAGACGAGGCGGAUCCAGUCACGUUUGAAGUAGGCGCCGCGGACGUGGUCGGGAAUCCCUUGUUUAAAGCGUUCGAUAAAGCGGUGAGGAAUAUGACGGUAAACGAGACGAGAGAGAUUGAAGCGUCCGGCGGAGAGUACGAUCCAAACUUGCUGUUUCGCGUGCCGCAGGAACAUCCGGAAAUCGAACGGUUGAGAGAAGUGUGGGCGGAGAAAGGCGGGUUGCAAGAAGGUGGGACCGUGACGUUGAUGAAUGGGAAUCCGGCGGUGAUUAGGUCGAUGACGGAUGAGGUGGUGAUGUUGGACGCGAACCAUCCUUUUGCCGGGAGCGAUAUUUUGUUUGAUUUGACGCUGAGAGAUAUUCGCGCGAACGAAUAA